UACAUCUUGGAAUAUCUAUUGCGACCUAUCCGUCCAGCCUACUCAACGCGAAUAAUGAACCGAAAUCCAAACCUCAAUACUGGCCGCACCGGCAACAGCAGUUUCACCGACCAAUUCAACGCAAACGUCGACUAUACCCGAAGUAAAAUGGGCCAGGGCCAGGAUGAUACGACCGGUAUGGGUCAAUCCGAGACCCAGACCUACGGUCAGAAUCUAGCUCAGGCUCAAGCCGAUGCGCAGAAUGAGGCGCAGGCCGGCACUGCUCCCGCUUCACGUGGUCCUGCCGUUGGGACCGGCAGCUCUGGUGCUAAUGUGGGGGAUGAUUUUAGCAAGGGUCCCUCAGAGCUCGAGACUAGCAUUGACAGUACCAAUGCGGGUGUUGACCACCGCCGGACUAGUUACUCGUUUACCGCGGCGACUCUGGCGCACCCUAACGACAGGGCCGGACCUGAUGAAUGAUUCUCAUAUACUAGUAAACUGAUGGCUUGACGAGUCCUCGAACUCUAAAAUAUCUACCUUAGUUUGUUACGCCGCUUGCGUAUUUGAAGCUAAUGUUAAAUAUAUAUCUUUGAGCCGAGCGCCGGGUUACUAAACUAGUCUCACUUGU
Messenger RNA from Aspergillus nidulans FGSC A4, 607 nucleotides. RefSeq lists its product as uncharacterized. The transcript has 2 exons. Bases 55 to 459 code for a protein of 134 amino acids. The record is from RefSeq and is a predicted model, not a curated record. Lineage: Eukaryota; Fungi; Ascomycota; Eurotiomycetes; Eurotiales; Aspergillaceae.